AUGGUUGAACCGAUUUUCGGAGUAUUGGGCGCUGUAGCUGUGAGUUUUGCAGAACCUGCAUUGCCUUACGCCUUGUCUUUUGCUGCCGGUGCCAUGAUCUAUGUAGUUGUUGAUGAUAUUAUACCAGAAGCUAAUACCAGUGAUAACGGAAAACUUGCCACCUGGGGCGCCGUAUUCGGAUUUCUAGUAAUGAUGACCUUAGACGUGGGCCUAGGCUAA
This is a messenger RNA of Ceutorhynchus assimilis (cabbage seed weevil), 219 nucleotides long. NCBI's taxonomy places the organism in Eukaryota, Metazoa, Arthropoda, Insecta, Coleoptera, Curculionidae. The record is from the annotation of a GenBank genome assembly.